GCCAUUCCCUUCUGCUUUCAGGUGCACACAGGUGCACAGGUCGUAUCUGCAGCAAUGUGGUAUGAAGUGCUGAUUUCUUGUUUGCUGCUGCAAGUGGUAGAAAAUGCUAAGUCACAACCACGAUACUUGGUGUUGUUCCAUUCCCAGCUCCAGAGUCUGACAACUUCAAAAGUAUGUGUGCACAUCGCACAUUAUGACGCAUCUUUUAAUUUGAACAUCACCCUGGUCAGAGGUGGGAAAAGUCAGCCCAUCUUUAUAAAUAAUGUGCCAGCUCCAUAUCUGCAAGAAUCUUCCAUCUAUUAUAACUGUGCUUCAUUUAAGGUACCAUUUGUAAAAUAUCGCAGCUAUAAUCAAGGGAUUGUUGCCAACCUAUCUGUGACAGCACUCAGUACUAGCAAGAAAGUAUUAUUCAGUGAAGAAAAGAAGGUUCUUAUCAUUAAUCCAGGUUCUGGAACAUUUAUGCAGACAGACAAACCAAUCUAUAAACAGGGAGAAAAAGUCAGGUGCCGUAUUGUUACCUUGGAUUCAAAGUUUAUCUCUGUAAAUGAUACGUAUCCCUUGGUUGAGAUACAGGAUCCACAGAGUAACCGGAUUGGACAAUGGCUGAAUCUGAAACCAAAUCAAGGAAUAGCAGAGUUUUCAUUUGAUUUAAACCCUGAGGCAAUGCUGGGUGACUACACCAUACAUCUUAAAAAAGCAAGUGAAGAAGAUGUUUAUACAAGCAUUACAGUGACUGAAUAUGUGUUACAAAAAAUUGAAGUUACAUUCAAGACUCCUAAGAACGUGAACGUUUUGGAUCCAGAUUUUCAGUUUUAUGUUUGUGGCAGCUACACAUAUGGUCAGCCGACUAAAGGUGCAGUCAGUGCUACUGUUUGUCGUAAUGCUUAUUUCUGGAUGUACUUUAGAAAACGUGAUGGAGGUGGCAAUGGAAUUUGCCAGCAGUUCUCUGGAAUGACAGACUUGAAUGGCUGCUUCCUUGUUUCAGUAAACACUGAAGAGUAUUUGAAGAAUUCCUUUGGUUACCAAUCAUUGUUUGACAUCACUGCCAGCCUUGAAGAGGAAGGAACAGGCAUUAAGCAGAGUGGAUCUGUGACUAUUCCAAUUUCAAUGUCUGUUGUGACACUAGAGUUUCAGAACGUUUCAUAUUACUACAGAUCUGGCAUCCCAUUCACUGGCAAGAUCAUAAUGCAGGAUUCACAUGAAAAUGCAAUUCCCAAUCGCCCAGUUUACCUCUCAUCAUCAUAUUCGGCUGUGCAGAUAAAUACUACAGUCAUCACAGAUGCCACAGGUGUAGCGUCUUUCUCCCUGAUUACCAAUGACUGGACUGGAAGCAUUCAGCUGCGAGCUAGCUACUUACCUGGUGAACCAGCUGAUUCAUCUCUGUAUGAUGACACAUACCAUUACAUCGAGGAAUUCUACUCGAACUCAGAGAGCUAUCUGUCAAUUAAAAGGCAAUAUAAUGAACUACAAAGUGGUGUACCAGCCAAAAUCUUAGUAAAUUACCACCUCUCUGCAAAGGAGCUGCUUGCCGUUAAUCAACAAGUUAUCUUCUACAUGGGUAUUUCAAGAGGAAGCAUCCUUUUAACUGGUCAGCAUACUGUUGCAGUACUCCAGAAUCUUAAAAAAGAUUUGGAAGGCUCCUUUUCCAUCAUAGUCAAUGUAAGCCCAGAUUGUGCCCCUGAACUUCAAAUCUUGGUGUACUCUUUGCUUUCUAAUGGGGCAGCUAUGGCUGAUAGCUUUAACUUUCCAGUUGUCAAAUUCUUCGAGUAUAAGCCUGCUUUACAUUUUACCAAAGCAGUUGUCCUUCCAGGAGCAAAAGUGCCCAUCCAAAUUCUGGCUCCUAGAAAUUCACUAUGUGCAUUGAGAAUAGUGGAUGAAAGUGUUCUGCUUCUAAAACCAGAAACAGAAAUCACAGCAGAUUUGGUGUACAGAAUUCUCCCAGUACAAAAUCUGAAUGGAUACCCUUAUCAGGUCAAUGAAUACAAUACAAAUCCUUGCAGUGAAGAGAUUUAUUACUACUACUUCUAUGAAAAUUACUUGGAUACAUUCAAUGUUUUCAAGAAUUCAGGAAUAAAGGUUAUGACAAAUUAUGACAUUAAAAAGCCAAUACUCUGUCCUACAAGACACCCAUCUGAAGAGAUGUCUUCUGGACUGCAGCCAGUAGCUGAACGAAUGAAAAUGCAGGCACUCCAAGGUCCAGAUGAAUCUAGUAAUAAUGGGGGUGAAAACAAGGCCCGCACAGACUUUAGUGAAGUUUGGCUCUGGCGGCUGGAGAAGAUUGGGGACAGUAUAACAAAUUUUUCCAUAACAGCUCCAGAUUCAAUCACAAAGUGGAAAGGCACCAUGUUCUGUACAUCGAGUGUUGGGUUUGGUUUGGCAGAUGCUACAUCAGUGACAACAUUCAAGCCAUUCUUUGUGGAACCAGCUCUUCCAUAUUCAAUGGUCCGAGGAGAAACGGUUGAUCUGAAUGUGAAGGCCUUUAAUUAUCUGAAGGAGUGCAUCAUGGUUCAGGUUACCCUUGCACACUCCACAGAUUAUGUUGCUGUUCCAUGUGCAAAUUGUCAGUACACUAGCUGUCUGUGUGGAAAUGAAGACAAAACAUUUGUAUGGAGCAUUACACCAAAAACCAUAGGAACAGUAAAUUUCACCAUCACUGUUAAGGCUAUACAAACAGCACAGUUGUGCAAUGGACAAGUUCCAGUGGUGCCUACAGAGGGCAAGUCUGACACCGUGAUCAAGUCUCUCUUGGUGGAGAUUUCAGCUGGUUCUUUACAAGUAAGCAGCAAAAAAAGUGCUCCUGUUUUGCCAACUACAGUUGCAGCUUCAGGAAGUAGUGCAACCCAAAAGGUACCAGUUGCUGUAAGUGUGCAGUCUUCCACAGUGCAGCAGAAUGUUGCUUCUGUAAACGUAUCCACUUCCAAAGUACAACAGACAUUGGCUUCUGUACAUGUAUCGCCUUCCACAGUAAAACAGGCUUCAGCAUCUGUACAAGUACCAUUGUUACAGCAGAAGAUGUCAGUUUCUACACCUGUACCACCUUCAGCAUUGCAGAAAAUUCCAGCUUCUAUACCUACACAGUCUUCUACAUCACAGAAGCCUUCAGCUUCUGCACCUUUACCACCAGCUCCACCAUCUGUACCUGCACCACCGCCUCCGUUACAUAAGUCUGCAGUUGCUGUACAGCCAUCUUCCAUUUUACAGAAACAUCCACCUACUAUGAAUGUACCCCCUACUUCACUACACAAGGUACAACCUUCUGUAAAUGCACCUUCGUCCACACUGCUGCAAAAGGCUGCAGCUUCCAUGAGUGUCCCAUCUUCCACUUUACAGUCGAGAGUUGAGGAAUGGGUACCUUCUGAUGAUGAUGAUGAUGAUACUUCUUCCUCUGAUGAUUCCUUAGGACAUUCUACAUAA
This is a messenger RNA of Protopterus annectens (West African lungfish), 3414 nucleotides long. RefSeq names its product alpha-2-macroglobulin-like protein 1. The record is from RefSeq and is a predicted model, not a curated record. The transcript is spliced from 23 exons. Bases 55 to 3414 code for a protein of 1119 amino acids. Lineage: Eukaryota; Metazoa; Chordata; Ceratodontiformes; Protopteridae. Gene Ontology annotation, molecular function: endopeptidase inhibitor activity.